AACUGUCAAGUCGAUAUAGCAGGGAUUCACUGGCGUUGGAACCGGUGCCGACUGGCUUGUGGCUACCUACCUAUUGUGUCUGAGCCCGGCUGCUGCGGAAGGCAAUCUUUUCAUCACUCCAUUCUUAACCAGGACAAACAAAAAAGCCAGCGAGAAGACACCCGCACCAACACAACACACAACUCCCAAAAGCGACCUCAAGCCACCAAAAAACCGCCAACCAUGCCCGGCCCUCUACUCCCGACAUACCUCGCCACAGAGCCGCUACUAAAGCGGCCUGAGCCGGAGCCCCCGGUACCCAAAGCAACCACAGCACCACCCUCACCAACGCCACCAAGCCCCUACACGCGCCCCGUCGAGCUCGUCAUGGUCCUCGCGCAACUAGGCUCCUCGCUCUGCCUCGGCGCGGCGUUCCUCGACCUCGACGCGGGCGUGCCGCUCGCGCGUCCGAGCCCGGCCAUCCGGCCUCUGUACCACCUCUUUGACCGUGCGCCCAACAAUCCGCUUACGCCUACCGUGGCGGUCUGCUUCGCGCUCUUCAUCGCCAGCGCGUACGCGUACUGCCUCGUCUCUGCGCUUGGCGCGCUGGCGUCGCGUCCACGGAAAUUGCUGACGCUGGCGGGGAGUGCGGUCGUAGGGCUGGUGGGGGGGUUGGCUGUGGGGUUGACGCUGCUGGAGGCGGCGUUUCUGGUUGUGCCGGUUUGUGUGAGUGCCGGGUUGGGCGUGGUGUGGUGUUUUGCGGAUGUGGGAAGGGGGGAUGAAAGUGAGGAUGAGGGGGUGGGGAUGGUGGAGAUGAGCUGGGUGGAGGAAAAGGUUUAGUGGUGUUGCGUCGUUGGUGCCUGUUUAGAUGUUUAAAUUGAGGGAGGGCUUUUGUGUGCGGUUUCAGUGCGUGGUUGUGGUUGAUGGGAAAUCUUCUCGGCUAUUGUAUUUAGUUAUGUAUUUACUACUUUCUUUAAAUUCUCUUGUGGUUUCCUACUCUAUAGUCUAGAAUGAACUUCAUAGCUUUUGUACUUUUAACUGCUAGUGACAG
Aplosporella prunicola CBS 121167 is the source of this 1030-nucleotide messenger RNA. RefSeq lists its product as uncharacterized. Lineage: Eukaryota; Fungi; Ascomycota; Dothideomycetes; Botryosphaeriales; Aplosporellaceae. The transcript is spliced from 3 exons. The record is from RefSeq and is a predicted model, not a curated record. Bases 223 to 819 code for a protein of 198 amino acids.